AUGGACGUGGACGCGGACGUGGACGUGGACGCGGACGUGGACGUGGACGUGGACGUGGACGUGGACGUGGACGUGGACGUGGACCUGGACGUGGACGUGGACGUGGACAUGGACGUGGACAUGGACGUGGAGGAGGACGUGGACGUGGACGUGGAGGAGGACGUGGACGUGGACGUGGACGUAGACGUGGACGUGGACAUGGACGUAGACGUGGACGUGGACAUGGACGUGGACGUGGACGUGGACGUGGACGUGGACGUGGACGUAGACGUGGACGUGGACGUGGACGUGGACAUGGACGUGGACGUGGACGUGGACAUGGACGUGGACGUGGACGUGGACAUGGACGUGGACGUGGACGUGGACGUGGACGUGGACGUGGACGUGGACGUGGACGUGGACGUGGACAUGGACUUGGACAUGGACGUGGACUUGGACGUGGACGUGGACAUGGACGUGGACGUGGACAUGGACGUGGACGUGGACGUGGACGUGGAGGUGGACGUGGACGUGGAGGUGGAGGUGGAGGUGGACGUGGACGUGGACAUGGACGAGGACGUGGACGUGGACGUGGACGUGGACGUGGACGUGGACGUGGACGUAGAAAUGGAGGUGGACGUGGACGUGGACCUGGACGUUGACGUGGACGUGGACCUGGACGUUGACGUCCGCGUGGACGUGGACGUGGACGUGGAGGACGUGGACGUGGAGGUGGACGUGGACGUGGACGUGGACGUGGACGUGGACGAGGACGAGGACGUAGACGUGGACGUGGAUGGACGUGGACACGUGGACGUGGACGUGGACGUGGACGUGGACGAGGAGGAGGACGUGGACGUGGACGUGGACCUGGACGUGGACGUGGACGUAGAAAUGGACGUGGACGUGGACGUGGACAUGGACGUGGACAUGGACGUGGACAUGGACGUGGACAUGGACGUGGAUAUGGACAUGGACGUGGACAUGGACGUGGACGUGGACGUGGACGUGGACGUGGACGUGGACGUGGACGUGGACGUGGACAUGGACGUGGACGUGGACGUGGACGUGGACGUGGACGUGGACGUGGACGUGGACGUGGACGAGGAGGACGUGGACGUGGACGUGGACGUGGACGUGGACGUAGAAAUGGACGUGGACGUGGACGUGGACGUGGACAUGGACGUGGACAUGGACGUGGACAUGGACGUGGACAUGGACGUGGACAUGGACGUGGACAUGGACGUGGAUAUGGACAUGGACCUGGACAUGGACGUGGACGUGGACGUGGACGUGGACGUGGACGUGGACAUGGACAUGGACGUGGACGUGGACGUGGACGUGGACGUGGACGUGGACGUGGACGUGGACGUGGACGUGGACAUGGACGUGGACGUGGAGGUGGACGUGGACGUGGACGUGGACGUGGACGUGGACAUGGACGUGGACGUGGACGUGGACGUGGACGUGGACGUGGACGUGGACGUGAACGUGGACGUGGACGUGGACGUGGACGUGGACGUGGACGUGGACGUGGACGUGGACGUGGACAUGGACGUGGACAUGGACGUGGACGUGGACGUGGACGUGGACAUGGACGUGGACGUGGACGUGGGCGUGGAAAUGGACGUGGACAUGGACGUGGACGUGGACGUGGACGUGGACGUGGACAUGGACGUGGACAUGGACAUGGACGUGGACGUGGACAUGGACGUGGACGUGGACGUGGACAUGGACGUGGACGUAGACGUGGACGUAGAAAAGGACGUGGACGUGGACGUGGACAUGGACGUGGACGCAGACGUGGACGUGAACGUGGACGCAGACGUGGACGUGGACGUGGACAUGGACGUGGACGUGGACGUGGACAUGGACGUGGACGUGGACGUGGACAUGGACGUGGACGUGGACGUGGACAUGGACGUGGACAUGGACAUGGAGGAGGACGUGGACGUGGACGUGGACGUGGACGUGGACGUGGACGUGGACAUGGACGUGGACGUGGACGUGGACGUGGACAUGGACGUGGACGUGGACGUGGACGUGGACAUGGACGUGGACAUGGACGUGGACGUGGACAUGGACGUGGACGUGGACGUGGACGUGGACGUGGACAUGGACGUGGACGUGGACGUGGACAUGGACGUGGACAUGGACGUAGACAUGGACGUGGACGUGGACAUGGACGUGGACGUGGACAUGGACAUGGACGUGGACAUGGACAUGGACAUGGACGUGGACAUGGACAUGGACAUGGACAUGGACAUGGACAUGGACAUGGACGUGGACAUGGACAUGGACGUGGACGUGGACAUGGCAUGGACGUGGACGUGGACGUGGACGUGGACGUGGACAUGGACUUGGACAUGGACGUGGACUUGGACGUGGACAUGGACGUGGACGUGGACGUGGACAUGGACGUGGACAUGGACGUGGACAUGGACGUGGACGCGGACAUGGACAUGGACGUGGACAUGGACAUGGACGUGGACAUGGACGUGGACGUGGACGUGGACGUGGACGUGGACAUGGACGUGGACGUGGACUUGGACGUGGACAUGGACGUGGACGUGGACGUGGACAUGGACGUGGACGUAG
Messenger RNA from Closterium sp. NIES-65, 2577 nucleotides. The record is from the annotation of a GenBank genome assembly. Lineage: Eukaryota; Viridiplantae; Streptophyta; Zygnematophyceae; Desmidiales; Closteriaceae.